ACUCGCCGGGGCUGGCGGCGGCGCCAUUUUGAAUCGGCCGAGGGUCGGAGGCGGCGGCUGCGGAGCUGGGUUCCGCGUCACCCGAGCGAGAACCGGCGAGGAAGGAGCGGAUAUGGCCGCGAAUAGGAACUUGAAGCAAGUGCGGAUCGAGAAUAGCUCCCCAGCGGCGCCGCUGGGCAUGGUGGGGGGUGGCGGCGGCGGCGGAGGCAACCUGAAAGGAUUGCGGGGCCUAGAAACGGAGAGUGAGGCGGCGGCGGCCAUGGCGCUGGCGCCGAGCAAAGAAGGUGGCGGAGAUGAGGAGCAGGAGGGUGGCUUCACCAUCGAUAUCAAGAGCUUUCUCAAACCUGGAGAGAAGAGCUACACUCAGCGCUGCCGGCUGUUCGUGGGGAAUCUGCCUACGGAUAUCACCGAGGAGGAUUUCAAGCGCCUCUUCGAGCGCUACGGGGAGCCCAGCGAGGUCUUCAUCAAUCGGGACCGUGGCUUCGGCUUCAUCCGCCUGGAAUCUAGGACCCUGGCUGAAAUAGCGAAGGCAGAACUUGAUGGUACUAUUUUGAAGAGCAGACCACUUCGAAUUCGAUUUGCUACACACGGAGCUGCCUUAACUGUCAAGAAUCUUUCACCUGUGGUUUCUAAUGAGCUGCUGGAACAAGCAUUCUCUCAAUUCGGGCCAGUGGAAAGAGCGGUUGUUGUAGUAGACGAUCGUGGCAGAGCUACAGGAAAAGGUUUCGUAGAGUUUGCAGCAAAACCUCCAGCACGAAAAGCUCUAGAAAGAUGCAGUGAUGGGGCAUUCUUGCUAACAACAACACCUCGACCUGUUGUUGUAGAACCAAUGGAGCAAUUUGAUGAUGAAGAUGGACUCCCAGAGAAGCUAAUGCAAAAAACACAACAGUACCACAAGGAAAGAGAACAACCUCCACGUUUUGCUCAGCCUGGAACGUUUGAGUUUGAGUAUGCUUCACGGUGGAAGGCUCUCGAUGAGAUGGAAAAGCAACAGCGUGAACAGGUCGACAGGAACAUUAGAGAAGCCAAAGAGAAACUAGAGGCAGAAAUGGAAGCAGCUAGGCAUGAGCAUCAGUUAAUGCUGAUGAGGCAAGAUCUCAUGCGUCGUCAAGAAGAAUUGAGGCGUUUGGAAGAACUUCGAAAUCAAGAACUUCAAAAACGCAAGCAGAUACAAUUGAGACAUGAAGAAGAACACAGACGUCGUGAAGAAGAGAUGCUACGUCAGAGGGAACAGGAGGAAUUACGACGUCAGCAGGAAGGAGGAUUUAAGCCAAAUUUCAUGGACAAUAGAGAACAGGAAAUGAGAAUGGGUGAUAUGGGUCCUCGUGGAGCAAUUAACAUGGGAGAUGCGUUUAGCCCAGCACCUGCUGGUAACCAAGGCCCUCCUCCAAUGAUGGGUAUGAAUAUGAACAACAGAGGAACUUUACCUGGCCCUGCAAUGGGUCCUGGUCCUUCCAUGGGACCAGAAGGAGCUGCAAAUAUGGGAACACCAAUGAUGCCAGAUAAUGGAACAGUGUUGCCAAGAAGGUUACAUGCAAGCCAGUAAAAUACGGAAAAUAGUGUUCUCCGUGAUUUCUCCAGAAAAGAUGCUAUACGCAGUUGCUUUAAAGAAGCAAGACUAUUCACAUGUACUUUUUCUUGGAAGAAAAUAUGUAAACUGCAAUUAAAAAGAUGGAAAUACUGUCUUUUAAAAUGCUAACGGUCUUCAUUCUUUGACACAAUAGCACUGUGUUGUUCCAUAUAUUAUGUUUUGCUUUUAAGGGAAAGAGCAUGUGAAAGGUAAGCCACAGCUCCAGUUCUAAUCAGCUUCAAAUCAAAAGCCUUUUCCAGAAGGCACAGAAGGAAAACUGUAAUAAUGAAACAGUAGUUCAUUUUCAGUUUUGUUCCAGUUUGGAACAUUGUGCUUCUAGAACUUCCAGCAUUGUAUCAGUAGCAGUUCCACAUCUGACAUUUUCAGAACCAGAGCCGUGCCAAAUAAUGUAAAUAAAGUUUCUGCCUUAGUGUGUCAAGAGUGCGAUUACUGCAUUUCAAAAACUGAAUGUUUAUAUAGAGUUUUUAAAGAAAAUGUAUGAAAGCACUGUCAUAUAUUGAAUUGCUGGUUUAAAAGUGAAAAUUAUGUCAACUUGCCAGUUGGGAUGGCUGUGCUUUUAGAACCAUUUUUGGGUAUGUGUCAGGUUAUCGUUGCCAUGUUAGUCUUUGUGCAGUUUUUGUAAUGCCACUUCAUGCGAGUUCACCAUCAUUCUUGCAUCACAAUUGUGUAUUUUCAUAUUUUAGUCGCAUUGAUGAAUGCAAGUGACUGUAGAACGGGGGUUCUAGAGCAUUUGUUUUGUAAUAUGUAAGUUGUUUAGGAGAAUUUUUCAUUGCUAAGCUUGCUUUCUGUUUGGUGUUCACUCUGCAUGUUUUGAGCAAAAUACAUUUUUUCUAUUGCAUAGGGGGAAAAAGUAACAAGUAAUGAAAAAGUAUUUAUUAGGAGAGUAAAUGGCAAUCCUGUAUGCCUCUUAUGGCUUCUAAAAUGGCAGCUGAUUCAGGAGAAUAAAAUCACUUGGUAUACUUCCUGCAUCAUUACUCUAGACUUUUUCCUGCUUAGGGCACACUUCAGUAUUUAUAUUAAAGAUAAAAAAAUAAAUCUGUUUAGUUUCCAUCUGCUUUUAAUCCCAAGUAAAUUAAGUCCAAAUGUCUUGAUGUUUGCUCUGAAUAGUACUCUAACACCCCAAGUUGCAUUAAACAUGAAAAAAAAUCAGUUUGAGUUUCAUAGUUUUUAAAACAAAACUUUUUAACUAAUAAGUUAGAGUAAGCCAGUCCUCUGAGGCCCUGAGAAAGCACAAAUCUAUGGAGAAAUCAUGCUCUUGUUUUGAGUUGCAUUAUGUUACUGAGCAUGCAUUUUUUAUUCUUUGGGACUGUUGUGUGAAACUGUGUUACAAAGAUUUAAUAAGAAAUAUAAUUUGUCUUAUUUUAUCCAGUUAUAAGUAUUAAUUCAUUACUAGCAUCCUAAAAAUAGAAUUGGUAAUUUAGCUACAUAUACUUUACUGCAGAUGAUGGCAUGUAGUGUGAGUAUCAGAAACAGAGUAAUUCAAGUGUUGGUAGUUACUAGUAGUAUGUUGUGCUUUUAGGCCUAGGUGGAUAAAAGCUGAUCUCGAGCAUAGCAGUGUUUUGCCCAGAACCUUGAAACUACAUUUGCAUUUCUGCUUUAUUGCUGUGGUAGUCACAGAAGUACUCACAGGUUUGAAAGUGUACGUCUAGAUAUUUGAGGGAGAAGGAGAUAAAGGAUUGAUUAAUGUAUGUUGCUUAAUUCUUGAGGCAUCGGUUGGGAAAACUGGUAUUGUAGAAUCUUCUUUGUAUGAUAAUUUUUUAAAAAAUCAAAAUUUUUUAAACAGUCUUGUAUAUUCAAAACUGCCAAUGUGGAGGUGUAUCAUUAAAGAGGUGGAAAAACUGUAUUUUACUAAAAGUCUUAUUUGAGUUCUUGAUCUUUCUCUGAUUAGACAUUGAGGAUAUUGUGCCUCUAACCUUCUGUUAUUAAAUUCUUCAAACUUCUGCAAGGCUUUAAAAGGGGUGUGAGGAUGUAAGGUGACAUACUGACUACAGGAUUGGGCCGAAUCAUUAGUCUUUGAAGCUUGUUACUGGCCUACUCUGGUUAUCCUAACCCAUUCCAUUUAAGACACUGUUUUCUGUUGUGUAUUCCAGGUUUUCUUCUGUUGUAAAAGCAUUAAAUUUUCUUUAUGAUGUGGAAGAUACGAGCUGUAUGAAGUUUUAUUUGAGGAUUCUAACACUGAACUUGAUGGAAAUGGGUUAAAGAAAAGCAUCAGAUGUCAGAUGCACAGUAAAAACAGUUCUUUAUAUGAUUUGGCAGGUUGUUACGUAUCUCUCCAUAUGUGUUUUAUAAGUAUAUGAAUAUAAUUUUUGUAUUCUUAAUCUGUUGUGUCGUUAAAAAGAAUUUGUCUCUUCUUAAGGGGGCAAAAAAAAAAGGACUUUGUUCUGGAUUAAUUAAAUUUCAGAGUUUCUCUUUUGUGUAAAUAAAUACACAAUAAUUAACAGAAUACAUGAGAACUUAAUAGUUAUCCUUUCUAAACUCACAGGUGUAUGGAAAUACUAAUAUGGAAAAGUAAAAGUAGAUAAGUGCUCUUCAUAGAUUUACAGAUGGGGAGAUAAAAUUGUGGAAAAACAGGAAGAUGUGGUUUGACCUCAUCUUUCAGUUUGCUGCAUCUAAAAAUUUAGAAACUCUCAUAGAAUUAAAAACCCCAAGUAAUGACUCUUAGAAAUGUCAUCUAAACUUCUUAAAUGUUGUUUCAGAAUUCUGCUAUAAAUAAAACUAGUUCAGUGUGAACA
This is a messenger RNA of Lepidothrix coronata (blue-crowned manakin), 4323 nucleotides long. RefSeq names its product paraspeckle component 1 (gene PSPC1). Gene Ontology annotation, molecular function: RNA binding. Lineage: Eukaryota; Metazoa; Chordata; Aves; Passeriformes; Pipridae. Gene Ontology annotation, cellular component: nucleus. The transcript has 9 exons. Bases 113 to 1546 code for a protein of 477 amino acids. The record is from RefSeq and is a predicted model, not a curated record. Gene Ontology annotation, biological process: regulation of DNA-templated transcription.